AUGUAUAAUUUCACUAAUAUUCGCGCAUUUUUCAUUAGAAUUUUACCUACUACAUUGUCAAGAAUCAAUCUUGCGCAAAAUUUUGUUAUUCGGAAUUCAUCUUCACAGUCAAAUCUGGCAAAUAUUGCUAACAAGAUACAAAAUGAUCCGGAAAGGGAGAGGAAGCUUAAAGUACUGAUGUUGGAGGUGGAUGUGUUCCGACAGGAGGGAAGAAAAGCCCCAGACCCAGAAAAACUCACCAGUGACCACUGGAAUCAUUUACUAACUCUCAAAACGAGAUCUUCACGGCAAAAGUUCUACUCAUACCUCUGGCAGAUUGAGAAGAAGAAAGAGAAUGCAAGGCGGAAGCGUGAAGAAGAAAAAGCAGAAAUAGCAGAAAAAAGGACUGAGAAGAUGAAGCUUGUUGCUGAACAGGAGCACAUUGUGUAUGGCUUGAAUUUUACAUCAAUGUUCAUGAGAAUAUACGACAGUACAAUUAAUAUGUGGAUGAAUAAUCGCUUGACCAGAGCAAUGCAGUUUGCUCCGAAGAUCGUGAUUGAUUGUUCAUACGAGGAGCAUAUGAACAGGGCUGAGGCUUCAAAUUGUGCCAAGCAAUUGAUGCUGACAUUUGCAGAAAAUAGACAGGCGAAUGAUCCCUUUGACCUUCAUUUCUGCAGCGUCAAUUUUGAAGCCUGUGGAGCUCGUUUGUUCCAGAAAUUAAUCCCACGAUUGUUGGACGCUGAUUUUCCCAUAAAUGUCCACAAACAGAGUCACUUGGAUCUCUUCCCAAAAGAGAGACUCGUUUACUUAACCCCACAUUGUCGCAAUGAGAUGACUUCAUACGAUCCCGACGAUAUCUACAUAAUUGGAGCGAUGGUGGACAAGAGAAAUACUGAUCCCCUCUCUCUGGCUAAAGCAAAGCGUCAGAAAUUGCGAAUGGCCAAAUUGCCCCUAGACAAAUACCUUCAAUGGGGUUCAGGAUCUGGAAAAUCCCUCACCAUCAAUCAAAUGAUCAGCAUUCUCCUAGUUCUCAAAGGCACCUCUAACUGGGAAGAGGCUCUAAAAAUUGUUCCCAGGCGGAAGAUUGAAGCAAUCGAAUCGAAUGAGGAGUGGAUAGAAAAGCGUCUUCGAAGUCUCAAAUAUUCACCAAGAUCGUGAAAGAAAAAGAAAUUUUGCCAUUCAACACAAUUUUAUUGGCCUCAAUUCCUCCUGCGACGCACCCUGGAUAUUCGCCAGGCAUUUGGUUCCUCGUACUUGUUGUAGAGUGGCUCCAGGCGCUGGUUCUUCUUGAACUUACUGAGCUUAGUGGGAUCGGAGAAGCGAAAGAAGGAUGGAGCAAAUUCUACCAACCAUUUGGGAUCUAUAGUCGUCACUUCACGCAUAUACUCCUUUGUUGUCUGCACCAGUUCAUGGUAAACAACCCUACAAGAGGAAUGAGGUAAGAAUUAAAAUGUUCUGUAACGAUAAAGAUGAAUUAAAUUAGUAGAUUUUUUUUGUAAA
This is a messenger RNA of Phlebotomus papatasi, 1479 nucleotides long. RefSeq names its product mitochondrial ribonuclease P protein 1 homolog (gene rswl). The transcript has a single exon. Gene Ontology annotation, cellular component: nucleus; nucleoplasm; mitochondrion. The coding region runs from base 1 to 1137 and encodes 378 amino acids. Lineage: Eukaryota; Metazoa; Arthropoda; Insecta; Diptera; Psychodidae. Gene Ontology annotation, biological process: mitochondrial tRNA 5'-end processing; positive regulation of mitochondrial translation. The record is from RefSeq and is a predicted model, not a curated record. Gene Ontology annotation, molecular function: tRNA binding.